Molecule: messenger RNA, 1082 nt
Organism: Perca fluviatilis (European perch)
Lineage: Eukaryota; Metazoa; Chordata; Actinopteri; Perciformes; Percidae
Exons: 4
Coding region: 1-711 (236 amino acids)
Source: RefSeq, a predicted model, not a curated record
AUGAAUAGUCACGGUGAAUCUGAGCCACAAAGAGGCAACAAAGCAGCCACACUCUUCUGCUCUCCUCUUCUCACAGACACACACUGUGGCAUCACAAGGGGACGUGUGGUAGAGGGACGCCAUUUUCCUCUACAGGAGUGGCUACCCAGUGACCAAAUGGCCGCCACCCACACUACAAGUCCCAGAAUGCACUGCACAGGGAGGUGCAAAUGCCUCAGCCUGUUGAUUACUGCAGGUGCUCAUGCACUGGAAGAAGACAAAGAGAGCAAAGGCAGAGAGAAGAAUGGCAGAGAGACACAGGUACCAAGACGCUCAGGUGCACAUGCAAAAAAACAGGCAUGCUCUUCUCCUAUCCUCUCCUAUCACCCUUCAACAUCUUUUCUGGGAGCAGAUCCAGACGAUUACUGGCCAUUUGGAGGAAGUCUGAUCUUUCUGCUGUGUUGCACCUCUGUUACAGAUUCAUUGACUUUUUGUGACACACACUGUGGCAUCACAAGGGGACGUGUGGUAGAGGGACGCCAUUUUCCUCUAGAGGAGUGGCUACCCAGUGACCAAAUGGCCGCCACCCACACUACAAGUCCCAGAAUGCACUGCACAGGGAGGUGCAAAUGCCUCAGCCUGUUGAUUACUGCAGGUGCUCAUGCACUGGAAGAAGACAAAGAGAGCAGAGGCAGAGAGAAGAAUGGCAGAGGUCAUGGGGAAAGAACCUAAGCUACCAGGACUUUGCUAAACCUAGUCGUUUUACUCCCAGUACGUUUUUGAGUUUGAGUUACUGUUUUUCGUUGGACUAUUUUCUGAAAAGACUGCUUAAAAUAAAACCUCUGUUUGCCUGCAACCACUUUUUGGCUUGUCUCUGCCCUACACCCCACCUGCUACAAAGAAAAGCCUCUCACGAUAUCACAAGACACACACAGGCACAGUCAUUUCAACAGGGCAAUACUGCAAAUUCAGCAAAGGACCAUUUACACUUCUUUACAACCUAUAAGAUGCUUUGAAACCCUGUUGUACAUACUAAUUUGGAACAGUGCCUUUUCAGUUUUUUAUUUUUUAAAUAAAUACUGUUUCCAUUGGGUGCUUUGUUC